CAUCUUCUUCUUUUUACUUCUCCACGCGCCCGACUGAUCUUGUUCUUCUUCCUCUCCCUCGAUCCUCAAACCUCUUUCGACACCUCCUCUGGAUACGCCUACGCCGCGACAGCUUGCGCUCCCUACGUUUUCCCCCGCCGAGCCCGCAACAGACGAGGUAGAGCUGCUCCGAUUCCAGCGUCGCUAUUCGCCUCUCGCCUCCCACCUCCCCACCUCAUCCAACAGCUGCAGACUCUUUCGCCCAUCAUGAAGGUCACUUUCAAAGAUCUCAAGCAGCAAAAGUUCACGCUUGACGUUGAACCGACCGAGCUGAUCUCUGCCGUCAAGGAAAAGAUUUCGGCCGAGAAGGGCUGGGACCCCAAGCUACAGAAGCUCAUCUACUCGGGCAAGAUCCUCAAGGAUGAGGAAACCGUCGCCUCCUACAACAUCGAGGAGAAGGGUUUCGUUGUGUGCAUGGUGAACAAGCCCAAGCCCAAGCCCGCUGCUCCCGCUGCCGAAUCCAGCGCUCCUCCUGCGACUCCCGCCCAGCCUAUCGCCAACACUCCAGCCGCUCCCGCCGCCCCUGUCCAGUCCACAUCGCAUCAGGCUGCUGUGCCUGCGACUCCCACCCCCCAGCGCUCUGUCGAAGCCGGAUCCGGCGCUCCUUCAAAUGAGCCCUCGGGCCUGGCCAUGGGCGCUCAACGUGCCGAGGCGAUUGCCAACAUGGAGGCCAUGGGUUUUGAGAGGAGCCAGAUCGAGGCUGCCAUGCGCGCUGCCUUCAACAACCCUGACCGUGCUGUCGAAUAUCUUCUGACCGGAAUCCCCGAUAACAUCCGGCAAGAGCAGCAGCAGCACCAUGCUGCCUCUGGAGGACAGGCCCCUGCCGCUCAACCCGCCGCUCAUGGCGGUGAUGAGGGUGGUAACGUCAACUUGUUCGAUCUCGCUGCUCAGCGAGGCGGUUCUGGUCGGGGAGGAAGCGGUGGCAACCAAGCCGCCGCCGCGGCUGCUGCUGCGGCUGCUGCCGGUCAGGGUGGUGACUUGGGUAACCUCGACUUCCUGCGACAUAACGCCCAGUUCCAGCAGCUCCGCCAGGUUGUCCAGCAACAACCGCAGAUGCUCGAGCCCAUCCUCCAGCAGCUUGGCGCCGGCAACCCUCAGCUGGCUGAGCUCAUUGCCUCGAAUCCCGACCAGUUCCUCCAACUCCUUGGCGAAGAUGCUGAUGACGAUGUUCCUCUGCCUCCUGGUGCCCAGGCUAUUUCUGUCACUGAAGAGGAGCGCGAUGCUAUCGAGAGGUUGUGCCGCCUCGGCUUCGACCGAGACCAGGCCAUUCAGGCCUACUUCGCCUGCGACAAGAACGAAGAGCUUGCCGCCAACUUCCUCUUUGACCAACCGGACGACGACGAGACUGGACCUGGCAACUAG
This is a messenger RNA of Fusarium falciforme, 1401 nucleotides long. RefSeq names its product UV excision repair protein RAD23. The coding region runs from base 247 to 1401 and encodes 384 amino acids. The transcript has 7 exons. NCBI's taxonomy places the organism in Eukaryota, Fungi, Ascomycota, Sordariomycetes, Hypocreales, Nectriaceae. Gene Ontology annotation, cellular component: nucleoplasm; cytosol. Gene Ontology annotation, biological process: nucleotide-excision repair; proteasome-mediated ubiquitin-dependent protein catabolic process. Gene Ontology annotation, molecular function: polyubiquitin modification-dependent protein binding; proteasome binding; ubiquitin binding. The record is from RefSeq and is a predicted model, not a curated record.